CUGCAGUUAACAAUACCAGCUUUCUCAGGAAACUUAAGUCUCCGGUGACAAAUAAGAGUCACAACAAGACAGGAUGCACAUGGACCCAACCGCUGAGCAGAAGGGAUAUGGGAGGCAAACAGUCUCUGUUCCAUUGUCUUAACAUGUGUUUUUAAAGUCUUUCUUAUUCAAUGUGAGUCUGCAAUGCAGAGAUCACCAAGUUCACUGCUCCUUCGCUCUUGCAAGAUGGAGAAUCACCUUCAGAUCUUCUGGUCGGUGCUGCUUCUUGUGGCACUGAUGCCCCAGCCAAGUGAAGAGGAGGAAGUCUUGUGUGCUGGAACUGCUUGCUAUACACUGAACCUAGGGAAGCACCACUGGACAGAUGCUCAGAAAAUGUGCAGAGACAAUGGGGGCAACCUGAUGACCCUGAAGAGCCAAGAGGAGGCACUGAUUGUCCGGCAGCUACUGAGAAAGAUACCUCAGGACAGAGUUGGCACAGAUGUGGAGGUAAGACUGUGGAUUGGGCUCCACCGAGAGAAGGGCAAAUGCUACCAACAUCAUCAACCCCUAAAGGGCUUUGCCUGGGUGACAGGAGGCAUGGAAACCAAGUACUCUAACUGGGGAUGGGAGCCUCGGGAAACAUGCACAACAAAUAGGUGUGUCAGCCUUCAGGGGACUCCCUCCUCAUCUCAGGAACUGGCCUGGGCAGAUGGUGUGUGCAGUCGUGCUACCAAUGGCUACUUGUGCAAGUUCAGCUUCCAAGGCAUGUGCCGGCCACUUGUUCUGGCUGGGCCCGGCAUUGCCAGAUACACCACCCCUUUUGGCGUUACUACGGCUUCCCUUGUAGCAGUGCCCUUUGGUUCCACAGUUGAAGUGGUCUGUGGCCUUGAGGGAGAGGAGAUUAGUAAUGUUUUCCUUGUGUGCAAGCCCAAACCAAACAGCAAUAUUUCUGAAUGGAGCAGCCCAGGGCCGUUUUGUGCCUCGCCCACUUAUGGUUGUAGCUAUAGCAAUGGGGGCUGUGAACAUGACUGCUUAGACCAGGGCGGGGGCUUGUUUGAAUGCUCUUGCCGCUCAGGCUACCAGCUUGGAGGGGACCGUCUUUCUUGCAUUCGUGUGGACUACUGCAGCUCCAGUCCAUGUCAGGAGCGGUGCUCACCACACCCUGGUGGCUUUACAUGCCAUUGCUCUGAGGGCUACAUGCUGGCUGAGGAUGGGCGGAGCUGCAUGGAUGUGGAUGAAUGCAGGGCUCCCCUCAGUCAUUGUGAACAGAUCUGUGUGAACACAAUUGGCAGUUUCACGUGCCGCUGCCACCAAGGCUAUAAGCUGGCUGAGCCCAAUAGCCAGACAUGCCAGGACAUUGAUGAGUGUGCCACACUUACAUCAUGUGACCAGGUUUGUGUAAACACACAGGGUUCCUUCCUUUGUUCUUGCCAGACCGGCUACCAGCUGGAGGGGAUCAAUAGUUCUUCUUGUCUAGAUAUUGAUGAGUGCCAGGAAGAACUUUGUGAGCACAUGUGCAUCAACCAGCCAGGAAGCUAUCGGUGCUCUUGCAGGCCUGGUUGGAUUCUGGCACUCAAUGAGAUCUCUUGCUAUCCAGACAUCACCAACAGCAGCACGUCCUCUCCAGCAACCCAGAAACAAGAACUCGUAAAUCCAGAAAGCAAUCUUCCUGCUUCAAAGACACCAGCCUUGCUAGCUACCUCUUCUAUUCAGGCUAAAGAGGAAAGAGACCUUGAAUCCCAGGAAUCUACCCUCCAGCCAAGUGUGUUCAGCAGUCCACUAGAUGUCCAAGAUCAUGUCAAAGAUGGUCACACAGACAAUAACAGUGGUGGAUCCAAGCAACUUCUAUAUUACACUUUGGGUGGUGUGGCUGUCUUGUUACUGUUGGCUUUUGUUCUAAGUGCGGUGACCUACAGAAAAAUGAAAGCCAAGGAAGCCAAGAAAAAGUCUAAGAAUGCUGCUGACAACUACUCUUGGGUGCCAGAUCAGGAGGAGACAAAGGCACGGAGCAACAAAUACUUAUAACUGUAUUUUUGUUGUACCCAUUACAAUCAGCAGAGAGGAAGGAGAUGGUAUAUAUGAAACCUGAAGACAGAAAAGAAUGAGCACACCAAGAACAUUUUUAUAUGGCACUUGGUAAGGACAAUAACUCUGGUGCCACCUAAACUCUGAUGAUGGAGACAGAAAUAGGAAUCUAAGACCAACCAGAACAGGAUCUUCACUUUACAGACACUUAAUUCUGCAUAGCCUCAGAUAUGGAAUUUUAUUGGGGUCUUGAUAACUGUCUUCUACUUGUAAUCAACCUUCCCUAGCUUUUCCCAUGUAUUUUCUUACUUCAGUAAAACCAUUAAGGAGGAAAAAGUAA
Messenger RNA from Sceloporus undulatus (fence lizard), 2344 nucleotides. RefSeq names its product CD93 molecule (gene CD93). Bases 184 to 2004 code for a protein of 606 amino acids. NCBI's taxonomy places the organism in Eukaryota, Metazoa, Chordata, Lepidosauria, Squamata, Phrynosomatidae. Gene Ontology annotation, molecular function: calcium ion binding. The transcript has a single exon. The record is from RefSeq and is a predicted model, not a curated record.